AUGUCAUCUAGUGAUACUAAAAAUUCUAACAAGGAAGAAAAAACUGUUAUUCUGUUGAAAAAAACAUGUCCUUAUUGCGACAAGUCAUAUCAGUCAAAUCAAAAAGCCGUGAACCAUAUCGCUACCACUCAUAAGAAAAAAGUGGAACGUCUUUUCUCUGGUAACCGCAAUUUUGGUGUGUACAAUCAAAUGAACGUUCAAAAGUAUAAACGACUUGGCUACACCAUCGUGGUUCAAUUUGGCUGUGUCUCUUGUAAAGAGGCCUUCGUUAUGAAAAAAGAACUUGAAAAGCAUUGUGAUUUGAAACAUGUCGUGACAUCUCAACCUGAAAUUGGAAUUAUCACUGCACCAGACGAUAUCACCAAGCUAGACUGGAUUUUUUGUUGCCCAGACAAUGAUCAUCUUAUCUUUCAGAACAACAAUAUUACCAAGGGGUUUCACGACUUCUGCAAUUAUGUGAAAACGGUCAUUGAUGAACUGCAUCUCUUGAUGUAUGAAUCCCAUGUCCAGCACGUCUUGGCAUUGUCUUCAAUUCUUUUGUUAAAGCCAGCCCGCACCAACAGUGACCUUCACAAGUUUAUAGGACGUGAAAUAUGCGAAGACCUUAUUGAAUAUUUGCUGGGAGAAUAUGGUAUUCAGUCGUGCGAAUUUGACCAAUAUACUUGGCUUGCUGCUGAACAAAUCGUGAAGCCUAUACCCAAUGGUCGAAAUUGCCCAUAUUCAAUUGCCAAUGUCUUUAAAAGAACUUCCACUUUUUAUUACACAAGUCGACCAAUUGACAUUAAUUUCCUCAGCCUUCUGGAGCUUGUGCGUUGA
Phycomyces blakesleeanus NRRL 1555(-) is the source of this 816-nucleotide messenger RNA. RefSeq names its product C2H2-type zinc finger transcription factor. The coding region runs from base 1 to 816 and encodes 271 amino acids. The record is from RefSeq and is a predicted model, not a curated record. The transcript has 3 exons. NCBI's taxonomy places the organism in Eukaryota, Fungi, Mucoromycota, Mucoromycetes, Mucorales, Phycomycetaceae.